This is a messenger RNA of Macrosiphum euphorbiae (potato aphid), 813 nucleotides long. Lineage: Eukaryota; Metazoa; Arthropoda; Insecta; Hemiptera; Aphididae. The record is from the annotation of a GenBank genome assembly.
AUGACUGAAAAUGAGUAUGAAGAAGAAAAAAUUUUUUUUUUAAAUAACUUAAAAAUAAUAGCCGAUAAUCGCAUAAAUAUUGAAAGAGAAACAGUCGAUCAAACAAAUUCCACUAAAUGGUUUGAAUUAAGGAGGAAUAUAAUUACAGCCCCAAACUUUGGAAGAAUUAUUGCAUUACGCCCAGACACUGGAUGCAAAGGAGUGUUAAAAAGUUUACUUUACUCUACAAAUCUCGAUACCAAAGCCCUGGAAUAUGGUAGGGAACAUGAAUAUCAAGCCAAACGAGAUUUAGAAUUGGCUUUAGAAGUUGAAAUUAACGAUUGUGGAUUGUUUAUUGAUUCAAUUGAUGUUUUCUUAGGAGCUACUCCUGAUGGUUUAAUCGGGGAAGACACUUUAGUCGAAAUAAAAUGUCCGUAUUCAGCAGAAAAUUUAGAUCCCAACGAAGCAAUUAUUCAAAAAAAAAUUACUAUUUGGAAAACUAACAAAAAUAAAGAAAUAACAGGUAUAGAUAGAAAUCACAAAUAUUACUACCAAGUUCAGGGACUGUUACACAUUACUAAGCGAAAAUAUGGAAUUAUAGCUUGUUGGACUAGAAAAGGAAUCAAGUAUGAAAAAAUUGAAAGAGAUGAUACUUUGUGGCAGACAAAAAUGUUUCCUAAACUAAAUGAUUUUUAUUUCAAUUGUUUAUUACCGGAGUUAGUAGAUCCAAGACACCCAAGAUCAAUGCCUAUUCGAAAUCCAAAAAAUAUACUAGAAGCGAAACGGAGAAAGAACGAACAGAAAAUGAAUAAACAAAGUAAAAAAAAAGUUUAA